Messenger RNA from Naegleria fowleri, 1980 nucleotides. RefSeq lists its product as uncharacterized. Lineage: Eukaryota; Heterolobosea; Eutetramitea; Acrasida; Naegleriidae. The record is from RefSeq and is a predicted model, not a curated record. Bases 1 to 1980 code for a protein of 659 amino acids. The transcript has a single exon.
AUGACGCUAACGUCGCCCUCAAAGAAGGAUGUUGUUCCUAACAAUAAUAAUAACAGCCAAUCAAUGAAUCCUCGGAAUCAAGAUUCCAUCAACACUUCAAGAAGAGGCACAUUGGAUGACAGUUUUAAUACCACCUAUGAUACCUCAAUUCUAUCUGAAGAUGAUGAUACUGAAUUGGAAGACAUUCUCGGUCGAUCUCAACGAAUACGAGGAAAUGGUGAGAAUGAUCUCUCAGAGUUCAAAUAUGACUUAAAAGAAAUGAAACAAUGUGUUGGAAGAUUGAGUAAUCAUGGUCUUCUUCAACAAUUUAAUUCUUCUGGAAAUAGUACUGAAUCGGAGAGAUCAGAAAUUCUAUCAGUUGUGACUACAUUGAGAAAUAUUCAACAACAAGGGGACAAUGAUCACAUUCUUGAUACUCUUAUGAUCAUGGAAGACGAGGAAGAUUCUUCAACUGCUAUCAUGGCCAGUGAAGCAUUCAACAAUAUUAAAUUAACAAUACGAGACAAAUCGAGUGUGAGUAACACCCCUUCACUCGGUGAUAAUACUCUGAAACAAGGCUCACCUUCAAAAAGCUCUUUGAAAAUGCAAGAAACGGAACUCAAAGGCUAUGAAGGAGACAAUGAAAUACUUCGAUCGAUUGACUUGGAGAGUAAAAAUUAUAAGUCUGCUGAACUAACUAGUAUCGAUAACUAUAAAUCGAUGGAUUUAGAGUCGAAAUGGGAAAUUGAAAAGAAGAACCGAGAUUUAGAGAGAAGAAUUGCUAAUUUGGAACAAGAACUUAUUACAUGGCAGCAAAAAGAAAAGAUUGCAAAAGACUCGUAUAACAAUGAAAAAUCGUUGACAGAACAGCUCAAGUACCAAAACGAUGAACUGAUUUCCGAAAACAAAAAGCUUGUAAAUCAAAAGAAAGAACUUAAAGAUAGAAUUGACUCUCUAACUGAAACAAAUCAAACAUUGUCUCAACAAUGUGACCUUCUAUCUUCAGAAAAUAGAAAGCUCAUGGAUUCGAUACGAACGUUCGAAGACGAGACAAAUCGAUCCAAAGAUCAGAUCAAAUCAGCCAACGAUCAAAUAUCACAACAAGCCCUAACCAUAUCUUCAUUAGAGAAAAAUAAGGAAGAACUUUGUAGCAAAAUUACAGAACUUGAGAAUACAAUCACAAAGCAAACUAAGGAAAUUCAAGCAAAAUCAAAACAAAUCAAGCAUCAAGAGAAAGAUCUUUUGAAUUUUGUCAAAGAAUUCGAUCAAACAAAACAACAGUUUUCGACAUUUAUCGAGAAAUACGAAAAGAUGAUUGAAAAAUUGGAAAAGUACAAAAAGGUAAAGCAAAAACUUGUGGAGAAAGUAUCUUUAUUAACAAAGGAAGUCGAGAGAUUAAAAGAUGAAAAUAAGAUGUCGAGUAUGGAUGAGACGCCUACUUCCACAGGAAAAAGACCAACAUCGAUAAGUAUCAGUCGAGGGGAAGCAAGAGAAACCUCGUCAGGGGAUAUCAAGUACCAAACACCUAACAACGCUAACAACGGCUCCACACAACCAACAACAAAGAGAAGCUCAUCCGUUGGAAGGCAAUCGACUCGUUCAUCUCCAACCUCGAAUGUAAACAGUGCCACACCAAAUGUAGCAGCGAACGUGAGUAACAUGUCAUCACCACAAGCAAUGCCAUCAAGCAACAAGAAAUCACCUGCAUUUUCCAAUAACUCCUCCAUAACUGUUAAAACGUCUAAGCAUCCUGUGAAAGAAUCUUCCUUGAAAGAUUGUUCAAACCAAGCAGUGUUCGAGACAGAUGAUGAAGAAACAGACGGAGAGCCACUUUCCCACUCUCAAGGUGUGCCAUUCUUUAAAAACCCUACGUAUCUAAGGAAAAAGUUAAUAACCGAACGAAAACGAGUGGAGCUUAAAAACUUUGAAAUUGCUGGUUUAAAAGAACUGCUUGCCACGGCUAUCAAAACUUCACACCUCAGUAAAAAUGAAAAUCAAUAG